AUGGAGAAAUCGAUUGCUCCUCGUGAGGACACCGUCGAUGACCGAGAGCCAUCACCCGAUGCCGCCGAAGACAAUGGCUACUUGUCGGGACUGCGAUUGCAUCUGGUCACCGCUGCGCUGGCCAUGUGCCUGUUCCUGACAAAUCUAGAAAUCCCCAUCGUCACCACAGCGCUUAUGAGCAUAACAGAGGAAAUCGGAGGUCUGGAUAAACUCUACUGGAUCAUCGCAGGCUACAUGCUGGGAUACGUCGGUGUGCUCGUUAUUACAGCCAAGAUUAGCGAUCUGUUCGGUCGCAAAUCGAGUCUCCUUGUUGCUGUGGGCUUCUUCAUCGUUUUCUCCGGUGCCUGCGGCGGCGCGCAAACCAUCAACCAGCUGAUUAUCUUUCGCGCUUUUCAAGGCAUUGGAGGCGCCGGAAAUUAUUCGCUUUGUACAACGAUUGUGCUCGAGCUUGUUCCGCCCGCGAAGUAUGCGCUGUAUACCAGUUCGCUUUCCGUUGUCUAUGCCAUCUCUUUGCUUCUGGGCCCGAUUCUCGGGGGCGCCAUCUCGGAAACCAACUGGCGAUGGAUCUUCUGGUUAAAGUAG
This is a messenger RNA of Aspergillus melleus, 582 nucleotides long. RefSeq lists its product as uncharacterized. Gene Ontology annotation, cellular component: membrane. The transcript has 2 exons. The record is from RefSeq and is a predicted model, not a curated record. Gene Ontology annotation, molecular function: transmembrane transporter activity. Gene Ontology annotation, biological process: transmembrane transport. Bases 1 to 582 code for a protein of 193 amino acids. NCBI's taxonomy places the organism in Eukaryota, Fungi, Ascomycota, Eurotiomycetes, Eurotiales, Aspergillaceae.